Messenger RNA from Harpegnathos saltator (Jerdon's jumping ant), 406 nucleotides. RefSeq names its product IGF-II mRNA-binding protein (gene Imp). The transcript is spliced from 2 exons. Gene Ontology annotation, molecular function: mRNA binding. The coding region runs from base 164 to 406 and encodes 80 amino acids. Gene Ontology annotation, cellular component: nucleus. The record is from RefSeq and is a predicted model, not a curated record. Lineage: Eukaryota; Metazoa; Arthropoda; Insecta; Hymenoptera; Formicidae.
CGUCGUCGUCGUCGUCAUCGUCAUCGUCAUCGUCGUUAUCACCAUUGUCAUCGUUAUCGUCAUCGUCAUCGUCAUCAUCGAGUCCGACACACGUGACCGAGCCGUGAACUCGGUAGAAGCCGACAUCAUAGCGUCGAGCAGAAACAACAAGCAACCAACCACUAUGUCGAAGCUUUAUGUGGGCAAUCUGCCGUCAGAUUGCAACGAAAGCACCCUCAGGCUACUUUUCCAGGAGCACAGCUUAGCCUGCACCACGAUCCUGGUGAAGCGCGGCGGCUACGCCUUCGUCGAUUGUGCCGAUCAAUCCACGGCCGAUCGAGCGAUCGACAAGCUGAACGGAUACACUUACCUCGGAUCUUCGCUCGUGGUGGAGCCGUCUGUGGCAAGCGGAGCCAAGAAACGGUGA